GACGCUCGAACGAUUUUGAUUGAAGUUAAGGUCGUUGAGCAUGUACUACUUACAGUUGUUCCUGCUUCUUUUUACUUCCGUUUCCAACACGCGAUCUUAUUUAUCAUCAACUAACCUAGUUGAUAUAAAAGCACAUGGCCAUACGCUUUUGACGAAGAUACUCGCUGCAAGACAAUUACAAGACCUGUUUGAUAACGAUAAAAACACACAUGGGCUUUUCCAUGCUGAACUAAAUCAAAAGGUUUAUCUGAUCGUUGAUCUUGGCGGACUAUAUCAAGUUGGUUCAGUGGAGAUCACUUCUGAUCAACCUGAAAAUCUUAAACAAACUAUAAGCAUUGGUUAUGGAUUCGAUACAAACACAACAAGUUUAUUUGGAUCUUUGUACAAUUGUACAUAUCAACAAACGUCUACUCUGUGCAUACCUGCUUGUAGCAAAUAUGACAGUUCACAUACCGGUUUUGUUGGCAAUAGUUUGCUAUGGAGUUUCCAGUCAGACAAAGAGGGAUGGACUAGAAUUUAUGAUUUAAUCAUACGCGGUACUCCAUUCGAUGAAAAACGUAGCAUGAAGAAUAAUCUUGAUGAUAUUACAUUGUUUAAGCCAUAUGUCGAUCAUCUAGUUCCUGCGGAAUCUAUGGAAUCAUGUAGUGGAUUAUUAUGGCAUUUGAAUGACGAAAGUAAUGUGACAGAAAGUUCUGCACUAGUAGCUACUGAUGAUCGUAAUGUUACAAUUUACUUUGGAAAAACAUAUUCAGUAACAAGUGUACACUUUGUAACAUCAAACCAAGAUGAUAUGCCACACGAUUAUACAUUACAUUUCAGUGGUAUGGAAUCAUUGACGAAAAUAAUUAAUCUUCAAAGUGAUUGUACAUUGACAGCUAGUUCUGAUAAUGAUGGUGCCAAUUUUAAAGAAUAUAAUUGUCCAACUACAGAUUUAGAAAGUUAUACUUUUGAUUAUGUUACGGUGAAUGUGAAAGGUCUUUAUAAGUUACAUGUUUAUGGAUUACCAUUCCAUUAUCCUAAAAUUCAAAUAAUUCCAUCGAAAGAAGACGAUAAAACAAUUAUGGUUGAUAAAAAUAUAUUACAAAUUAGUUGUAUUGCACAAUCAUGUAAUUCAACAUCAAAUGUAUUACUUGAUGCCGAUGAUAGUUAUCGUCGAUCCAGAAGUAGUGAUGCAUCAUCAUGUCCUAUGAAUGGUCAUAUUAUACGAUGUGAAUAUCUUAAUCUGUUUCGUUUAUCAACAUCGUCAUCAUCAAAUAAUGAUAAUGAUAAUAAUAAUCAGAAAAUACAGUUAACAAAUCAGGGCAUAAUCAAUACACAGUUCAGCGAAAUUAUGACAGAAUUAAAAAUAAUACAAUCUAAUGCUGAGAAAUUAGUUGUCACCAUGCCAAGAACUCAUCAAUAUUACAGUCAGUAUCAAUGUAGUUGCCAAGCUACUGACAAUAAGAAAUCACAACUUUUCUCUCUAUCUACAAAUCUUAAACCAACAGAUUUCGAUCAGGAUUUAAUAUUUCAAACAAAUUACACGACAACAUUUGCUGAACAAUCAAUUGAAUCACAUGUAGGAUUCAUUGAAUUACCAGAGAAUGAACAUGAAAGUUACUUCAAAUUCAAUAUUAUUGGUUACAGUCUCUUAAAAGAUGUACAAAUUGGUGUGGUAUUUGUAGAAGGUGGACAAGCAGGAAGUAGAACAAAUGCGAAUAUAGAAGAGACAAAUGUACAAGCGUUUUCGGGCAUUAAUGUUGGUUCUGAUUUAUGGUCUAUACCUGUUUAUAAAUAUGAACUACAAGAUGUUUGGCCGGAUUCUGUCGAUGAUAGCGUGAUCUCAGUUACAUGGAGUAUGCCAAAAGCUUUAUCAGCUACAAAAUCACCAUCUGUGAUUAGAGAUGUUUUUCGGGCAUUGAUUAUUACAUCAAGUGGAGUGAAUACAGUUCGUGCAUGGGUUUGGCAAAGAGAUUCACAUUUAUUAGAUAUUAGAGCUUUUCAUCAAUUAGAUGAAAAUAAUGUUGAUAGUCAGUUGAAGAUAUUAACCUUACAGCGUUCUGGUUGUUCCUCUAGUGAGAGCGAAGAUGAAGUUGUUGCCAGUGUUCAACUUAAAGACGGACAAUGUAGUACAGAUAAUAAUGACAUUAUUACAUGUACACGUACAAUUCAUGGUCAAAUAAUUCAAUUUAAGUUAAACAAUCCAUCUACAUCAGAUGUCUAUAAAUUAUACAUGAAAUCUGUUGGGGUUGAGGAUACUGUUGAGUCAGCUUCUAUUAUUGAAUUAGCUACCUCUGGAUCACUUGGUGAAACAGUUAAAGAAGAUAUUAAGGAUGCUGGAUUAAGUUUAACUGUUGAAGGCAUUCAUCAUAAUUAUGAGACACAAGAAACUGAAUUAGAUGUCACUGUUCAUAUUGCUUCAAAAGUGAUCUCCGACAAUGUUGCUUGUAGACCAACUUAUCUACUUUUAGAAUUUAUUGAACCAAAACUUGAAAUAUUAAAAUCUCGAGUGUCCAGUAAACAAACAAUAUUUCGAAUUAAACUGCCAAGUAAUCAAAAAGAAAUAAAUUUAGAAAUACAAUUGUCAAUUGGUUCAGCGGAUCCUACACAAUCUGAAGCCACUACAAAUCAAUCGAUUUCAUUCAAGAAUCCAUUUUACAUUUCUACUGAUAUUACAAUUGAUACAGAAAAUCAAUUAAUGCAAUGGUUUGGGCUGCCAAUAAUUUUCAAUAAUCUCCUUCACCAUUAUGAAACUAAAUUGUCUGGUCUACCAAAAGCAUGUGAACAGGCCAGUGAAUUUAAUUUACCAAUUACACAACAAGAAAUUGAUAAUGGAACAAUUUACAGAGUUAAUUUAAAAAAUAUACCUGAUCCAACUAUCACAAAAAAUGGAUUGGCUAUUGAUUAUACUUUUAAAGUAACACCGGUAUUUAAGGGCAUAGACGGAAAAUCCAUCACAAUGGGAACUUCAUCUGACAUUAGGUUUUCAAUAGGUCGAAUGGGUCAAACUGAUCUUAAAGCGCCUACAUCCGGUCGGUAUUAUUCAUUACAAGUACAAGUUAAACCAAGUCAAAUGCCAAGUUGUCUGAAUUUAGAAACACUGAAUACUCAGUUUACAUUAAAAGUAAUUGGUGAAGUGGAUGAAUAUCCGGAUUAUAUAAAACAGGUGAAUUAUGUACCAAUUACAAUGAAAACAACUGAAACACUAAAUGAUAAAAAUAAUCAAGUGAAAUUGUAUAAAAUUGAAAAUUUACUACCUGGCCGACGUUAUGAACUUCAAGCGGAAGUUAUUUACACAGAAGAUUUCAGAGAUAAAAUUUCAGAACCUGUCCGUUUAUGGAUAGAAGAUGAGGUACAUGUACAAACUGAAGAAGUGUUUAUAUCACCAGGUGAACGUGUAGUUAUCAACUGUACUGGAUCAGUUGGACCAAAUGAUACCUCACAAAAAAAUUUAGAAUGGAAAUUAUUUGAUGGUGGUCGUUUGCCAGAUGGUAGUCGUUCAUUAAAAACACUAGAAGCACAAUCUGGACCAUUAUGGUAUGCAAUGGAAUCGUUAAUAUUUGAUCCUGUCAAUAAACAACAUGGUGGUGUUUAUGCUUGUUUCAUAAGACCAUCAAUAUCAGAGCUAAUGAAUAAACCAACAACAUUGCAUAAGGUCACUGUGACUGUUAGUGAUUUGGAAAUUGAUAUUAAUUCGAAAAUUGUUCACUUCGGUGAGAAAAUUAUAAUCACAUGUCGUACAGCUAGUCCUGGACAAUUAGAUUGGAUGUUACCAUCUGGUGAGAAAAUUGAAAUCAUGAAUGAAAUGAAAUCAGACAAUGAUAAUGAUGAUCAACCAUACUCUAUAAAAGAUGAAAAUGACGAUGUAAAAUUGUCAAUUAAAUUAAUUAUACCAAAAGUUAAUUUGAAUAAAGUUGGCAAAUAUACAUGUUUGCAUUCACCAUCAAACAAUAAACAAACAUUUAACUUGAAAAUGAAAGAAGUUAUUAAUUUGAUCAAAUCCCCUGAAAGUUCUGAUAAACCUGGAAAAACUCUCAUUCUUGAUUGCACUGCGAAUUUGGGGGAUUUACAUCAAUCAGUUGUUUGGUAUAAACGACCAAGUUCAAAUUCACCAUGGUUAGAAAUCACUGAAACAGUACAAACUAUUGAACAUAUUACUAUACAACAAAAGAAUCCUGAAGAAACAUCAUCAUCAGGUGUUUGGUUGUCAGAAUUAAAAGUAAAAAAUUCACCUGGAAUUAUUGGUGAAAUUAUGUGCGCAAUACAAAAUAUUCAGAGAGCAGUGAAUAUUGACCGAAUGGAAACUGGCAGUAUGAUGAUGAAUGAUGAUUUUUCUAAAAUUACACAUGCAAUCAUUAAAAUAUCACUGAAAUCUGGUAAGUGUAGUAUUAUAAAAAUGUUUAUUAAUUUGUAAAGGAAUGUAUUCUUCCAGAUAUAUUGAUAUUAAAAAAUAAAACUAAUCAAACUUUAUUAACAUGUAUACAUUCUAAGCAGAUUACCAUACAGUCACAUGUUUUGGGAAAGUUAGUUUUGUUAUCUGGUAGUGGAAUCUGGGAUACGUGUUGUAUCCUCUCUGACAUUCGUCAUUUCGAUAAACCUACAUUAUAGUGUUGAUAUUCACACUUAGAUUUGAAUCUGGAACGUUUCUCUUCAAACACUAAUGUAUUAUUGUGACGACAGACCACGGGUGAACUUGAGGAAGCUGUAAGAGGCUCAGAAGAUGCCGAACAUAUUCCAUCUAAUCACCUUUCGGAAGAAUAUUCUAGAAUUCCUACCUGUAGCUUCCCGAUUGGACAAUGCUAAUACCCCCUUUGUAUGCAGAUUGGAGGACUGUAAUGAUGAUUUCGUUCUUACUAAAAGCUAUAAAUACCUGAAAAUUUUGUACUAUAAUUGACACUGUUUAGAAUAAUAUUCCUUUCGUUAGUCUUCUGUCUUCUCCUUGCGACUUGGAAGGGUUUUGGCGUUCUAGUGCUCAGUUAUACGCGGUAUAUCAAGUAAACAACCUUCUAGAUAUAACAAUUAUCAACUAAACUACUGAAUCCAACUAACCAAUAACAUGUUCAAUGAGUAUAUAAGGUUUAUUCAGAAAAAAUAAUUUUCGUUCUGUAAUAUGUAGUAGUAUUUUUCAUGUGUUGACCUCAUUUGUGAACCAGGAAGUAUUGAUAAGCUGUUAAACUACUGUAUUCAAUUAUAUAAUAAUUUGAGGUUUCAGUGAAGAAAAAUCAACUAAUCAGGCAUCAAACUUCAUCUCUGUAGGAGAGUACAGGAAAUUUCAAGGAGAGACUUUGUUUAUUUAAUAUAGUAUUGUUGUUAAUUCUUAAAUACAACCGGAAAUCCAUAAUCAUUAUUUCAACGGAUAAAAAGUGAAUUUCCAGUCGUUAAACUUCAAAGCAAUAUAUUUUUAUUAAAAUCUAAUUAUGCAAAUCUACAUUUUAUUGAUUAGAUACAAACCCUACCUAAUAAAUAAAAUUCUUCAUCAAGGCCACCUUUUUAAAUUUUACAAUAUGAUAAGAAGGAGAGUACGGUUUCAAGUAUCGUUUUGUUCUUUAAAAUAAUCAAAUAGGUUUCACUGUGAUGAAGAAAUUUGUCAAGUUAAAAGUUUCUCCACUUUUAAUUAAAUGUUUCGUGAAACUUUACUGAUAUUAUAAAUCUUCAGUUUAGGGUUACGGAGUUCUAGUGAGAGGCCGUCACUAGUGGAGUUCAACCGUGUUGGGUAUGAGGCAGUCACCCACCGAAGAUAAUGGAAGAUAGUCGCGCAACAUCGCAGAUUGAUUGAGGUUUGACAUAGGAAGGAUUAAUCGUCAUCUCAAAAUUACCGUGUCUGAACAUGUAACUAGUUGCAAAAACAAAUAAAAUCAAACGACCCAAUAAGAGCAGAUGGUAAAUAUGUAUCCUUAUCUACUACCAAAUACAUAGUUGAAACAGGUCAUUAAACUGAUCUUAAUACGGCCUUUGUGGUGUUGUACAAAAGUGCAUACUAAUGUUUAUAGAAGCUUUGGGAAUAUGAAAAGUCACUUUCCAUUUAUGCAUUCAAAGGCAGUCUGUUCUCACCUUUAACCUACCUUGGUAACGUUAGCUUAUUAUCCCGAGUUUUUCAUAAUUUUCUUUAUUAUCUUUUCUUCCUCUUACCCUCCAUUUCUAGUCUAGUUAGCCUUCUAUCUUUAUAUAUGAACGAUUUUAACUAGUAUAUGUGUGAUCAGAUUGUUCAAAAUGUAUUGCACUAAUACAUCACAUAGUUCUGAUAAUCUUCUGUUAUAACGUGUGAUCCGCCUACUAGAGAGCAGCCUAUUAUCGAUCGAAACAGUGACGCACAAAAUACGACCGAGCAGCCUAGAGCUCUGAUUGGUCCUGCUUCCCUGUCUAGCCCAGCCAAUUGAGUCCAGAACACAAGUCUCAGCCUCGGAGAUAUGAAUCGUUAUAUUUCAAACAUACACUGUUUAUAUACCAAACAAACAGACUACAUCGUACCAUAAAUAGAAAGUAACAUUGUACAAGAUUUAACCUUCAGGAAAUGACACAAAUAAAUAUUGACCAAUAAGGAGAUGACACGUUGGAAGAAUGUUGACCAAUGGGGAAAUGGCACUACUUCUCAUUCAGGAAUAGCAUUAGAUAAUUUCUGGGGUAUUUUCUGAAUACCCCAACAUCUUCAUCUUCUUAUUACACUAUCUAAAUUUAUCAAAGGAACUAAGUGCUUUAAAUUUCUUAAAAGGAGACUCUGUGCACAUAAUAUUGGUCAUUAUUACUCAAUAUAUAAUCCCCACAAAUUUUAACGCUACUUCUGGAUAAUUAUUUUUCAAAGUUUCAAUAACGAACUGUUUUUAGCUAGACCACCACUGAGAACCUGGAAGCAUUGAGUGACCUUUUCUUUCUAGUCUGAGACUCCUUAGCAGAGAAAAUCCAUGACCACAUAUCAAACCCCAGGACUUUCGGUCUACAGUUCGAACCCAUAACCUCUAAACCAUUGAACUGGCGUCCAACAGUGUUAUUAUCUAACUUCCAGGUUUUCCAUUGAUGGUCCAGUUAAGAUUAGUUCGUGAUUUAAACUAUAGACAUGCCGUAAUCUAUACAAAACCUCAUAUUACUGAUAAUUAUUUUUUAUUGUCAAUAUACAAAUAUCUUUAAUUAGUUUUAAAAAUACUUACUCCAAUAAAAUUGGAAAACGGUCAGAUUAAUGUACAUUGUCAAGGAUAUCCAGCACAUUCUAAAGAUCGCUUACAAUGGGUUUACAUUCCGUUGAAUACUGAUAAUAGUCCAGAUAAAGUUAUUACGAUUGUACAUUCCAAUCCAAAAGAUGAAGAAAAUGAACAAGAAACUGAUAGGAAUACGAAAUCAUUGGACGGAAAAGAAAUCGAUGAAAUCGUCAGUUUGGCAUUUCAACUAACUGAUAGUAUACCAGCGACAUGGCCAGGUUCAAUUGGGCCUCAGCAACUUGUACAAUCAGAACUGAUUGAACAAGAACAUCAACCAAAACAGAUGUAUACUGCAGAACGUUUAAGUUUAACAUUUGAUAGUAAAUAUGCAGAAAAAGUUGCCGACGGUAUUUUAUCAUGUCGUUACAUAAGACCGAAAGGAAUUCUUCCAAUGGAUUCAGAUGAAGCAGCUGAAUCAUUGUCGAAAGUUGUCAUUCCUGAAACUAACGACGAUGGUGAUGAAAUACUUGAGAAGAGUGAAAUUCCCAUGAAAGAAUUAUUGGAUGCAAAACAAGGUGAUGAUAAUGACAAUUUAUCAAUUUUAAAAAGUUCUCUCGAUGGGGAACCAGAUGAUCUACAAUCAGAUGAUAAUAGAAACAAUACAGACAAGAAAUCAAUUUCAAUGUUACUCUGCAUGAAUCUUAUGGCUUUAUUGAUUAUUUUUAUGCGUAAUUAAAAAUUUCCGGCUAAUUUAAAGCCAGAAACAAACGGAAAGGUUUUUUUAAGAAGGAAAUUGAUCACAUCACAUUAGUCAAAGCAUGAACAGUUACUACUAUUAUUAUUGUUAUAGUUACCAUUAAUAUUACUUUAGCUUCAACGCAUCUUUUCUUUCGGUUUCUUUUCUUAUGUUCCUUUUGAUUGAUUGUUGCUUUCCUUGCUUUUAGUGUUAUUGUAAUUUUUCUUAUCUUCGUUAUUUUACUAAACUGUAUUCUCGAUCGCCUCUAUUUACUCACCACCAUAUAAAUAUAUACACGAAGAGAAUUUAUUUGAGUGUAAGUAGUUGAAUAGAUAUUAGAUAGGUGUGAUUAUGUUUGUCUCAUCUCGUUAUUUUUAGUGGUUCCAGACCGAAUUUAAUUUAUUAAAUAAAUCUAUUCAUAGUAUUUAGUUGAAUAUCGAAUUUUAUUGCUUAAAAACUCAUUUGUUCCUAUUGUUUCAUCCUUUUUUUUAUUUGAAACUAUCAUCUCGUUUUUACUGUGUUCACUUCCCCUCCCAUACAUACCUCAAAUCCUUGAUAAGAUAAAUACGCUUACUCUUGGUUCUUUUUUCUCGGUUUCCAUUAAUUGAAUAGAUCCAUUUAAGUUAUGUAUUUUCCAGAAAAAAAGAACAAUUUGCUUCCCUUGUAUUAUUAUAAAAUGUCAUUUUACAAUACAAUCUAUAUAGUUGAUUGUGAUUUCUUUCAAUUAAUAUUUAUCUGUUUAUUCAUUCAUUUUAUUUCCUACUACUCUAUUUUAGCCUAGAAAUUAAUUAGCAUUCCGUUUCAUGAAUAGAGUAUUAUCUUAUUAGACAGAUAGAUAGAUCAGUAAGAUAUAUAUAUCUUUGCGCUUGCGUCAUUGUUGUUUCCUUAUUCCACGAAUCAAUGUUUUGUUCAAAAUUUUUCUUAUCUAAUAUUACGUAUUUAUCUGUUGCUUGUUGUUUAUGUGAAUCAAUGAAUAAAAAACAUAAUCCAUUAGAAGAUUAAAUUGUGUCCACUGCUGUUCAUAUUUUUAUUGUUAUCACCAUUAAAUAAUGCUUUAAAUGUUGUUACCAUUGUCAGUCACAUCCUCUAUGUUCAUUAAUGUUCGCACAGUUCUCGUUUCGAUUGCAGUUAAAAAUAUUUGUGCAAAUAUUUAUAUACCAGAGCUCACAAAACCACUACUAUUAUAAUUGUCAUUAUUGUUAUUAUCAUUGUUAUGAUUCUCAGUUAUGCCACUAAUAAGACUAAAUAGCCUACACUCUUCUUUUUUGAUCGCUUUUUUGUCGUUGUUUUCAUUACAAUUAUGCCUGUUUUUCUUAUAUUUUGGAAACCGGAACACCAAAAAAAUCAUGCAAGAGAAGUACAACUUAACAAUAAAUUAAUCUUAUCACCCUUUUAAUUUAUCGCUGGCUAUUUUCUUCCCUCCCAGUGGGUAAUCUCUUUUCUGAUUAAGUCAACGAACGAUGAUGCAUUAAAUCAUUUUGUCACUUAUUUUUUAUGUGAAUAUAUCCGUUGGCGUGGAG
Schistosoma spindalis is the source of this 9365-nucleotide messenger RNA. Lineage: Eukaryota; Metazoa; Platyhelminthes; Trematoda; Strigeidida; Schistosomatidae. The record is from the annotation of a GenBank genome assembly.